AAAAUCGUCAAAGAAAUAAUGAAUUCGUAGAGGUUUUACGAUAUCAUUUCAAAAUUACAUUGAUAAGUAAAAUAGGAAGUAUGAACCUUGGGAAAAUAUCAAUUAAAUCGAUAAUAGAGAACAAAAAUAGAGGAAAUGAAAACGGGAGCAUUGAGUAAAAGAUUAUUAAAAGUCAGUGGAAAUUUGGGUAGAUUUGGAUGGAGUGGAAGAUGAAGCCAUUGAAAGGGUCUUGAACAAAAGCUAUGGAGAAAACGAGAGUUGCGCAGAUAACAGAGACUAUUUGGAUGAUGGGAAUAAAAAGAAAUGUGCUCGAGAGUUUAAUUGAAAGAAUGAUUCUUAAAUUCAUAAUAUUUUCCUUUUAAGAAGCCCCUCUCAAGGUAUAAUAGUUAGUAAAAAUGAUGAGAAUGGAAGAAUGUUGAAAAUCUCAAAGCUGCAUGUAGAGAGGUAAAAACUUUGAGAAUGGAAAAAUGUUAAAAUUGCGUGAAAUUACAAGAGGGUGUUGAUGGAAAAAAAAAAAAAAAACUCAAGAUUGAUCAAAAUGUUAAGCAUGGCUGGAAAAGAAGAUAUGAAUAUCAAGAUAAUGAUUAAAAAGAAGACAAUUUCAAAGAAUUUUGAUUUUGAGAAAGAGUUAUCAAAUGAAACAGAUCGAUAUUUGUUGAGAUCACUUCUCUAAACAUAUGUAAUACAAAACACUUUUGUAAACACGCUCUAAAGCAAAUGAGAAUGAAGGAAAGAAUUUGUUUUAUGUGUUUCUUGAACUUUAUUUUCUCGAUUUUCAUUGCUUUAAAGUUUUUUCUUGUAUGUGAAGAGUAGUACAUUAUGACUUCUUUUUAAUAAAACAGGAAAAAAAAUUAAAAUGAUAACAAGUGGUUGGUAUAGUGUUUAGUCUUAGUGAUUAUUGAAUUCGUCCACUGGGUUUGUUUGUUUUGAGGAGUCUUACAUCUAAUUAUUACCAUUUUAUAAUUUUAUUUUAAUAUCUCAAAUAAACCUUUACUGACUUUUAUAAUCUAGACUAAUCCAGUGGAAUUUUAAUUUUAAAAUUCUGCAUCUACAGUCACUUCACUCUAUUUUAUAUAUUUAUUUCAAAAGUUCAGACUUUUCAAAGUUUGCUUCCAUAUCGUCAACACCAUCAUUUAUUUUAAUAGCCAUCUAUGUUGUAGUUAGGAACUUGAAUUAGUUUGACUUAUAAAGAGAUUGUUGUUACUUGAUCAUUUUCCUCACCAACAAACAAGGCCUCUCACACUGUUCUCCUGCAAAUUUUAAGGCGCCUCUCAGAUUUCUGUCAUGCCUCUUUCUCUUGUUCCACUUUCUUCUUCUCUCAUAAACACCCUUUUCUUCUUCUCCCUCUUAUUCCCAACUUAUGCAUCUAGUGAUGCUGAAGGGUACGCAGCAUGUGAGCCUUUUAGCUGUGGGAAACUCACCAAUAUUAGCUACCCAUUUUGGAGUAAGGACCAGCCAGGCUACUGUGGCCAUCCAAAGUUCAAGCUUGAUUGCCAUCACGACAACGCGACAAUUGACAUCGUGUCACAGACAUUCCAAGUCAUUGACAUGAAUAAAAAAUCUAAGGUUUUGACGAUUGCAAGGUUGGAUUUAUUGGCCGACCCUUGUACUAAUGAUUAUGUGAAUGUGAAGUUGGAUCCUGAAUUCUUUAACUACACUUCUAAUGAUGAUUAUUACACUUUGUUAUAUGACUGCGGUUCUCUUGGAUAUAGAUCUAGAAGUGCGAAUAGUGGAGGAGCAAUAGCAUUUAAUUGCUCCAAAGAUGGUGCUCUUCGAGCUGUAUACUUUGUGUUAAGUACUGAAGUGGUUAAUUUCAAUAGUCUGGGAUGCAAGAACAGCAUCAAUGUUUCUGUUCUAAGAGAGGCUGUGAAGAGUGAUUCGGAUGUGGGAAAUGUUUUAGCAAGUGGAUUUGAGGUUGGAUGGAGUGGUGUGAAUGAAGACGAAUGUGAUGGUUGCACAAGAUCUAGUGGGAGAUGUGGAUACAGUUCAUCUACGAGUGGAUUUAUGUGUGUCUCUCCAGCACCAACAGGUACACUGAGUAUGUUAUCUUCCUUCUCUUGUUUUGAUUAUGGUGGUAUUCAACUUUUGUUGAGGAUCCAAAUAUCUUAGAUGCUUGUUUAGAACACAAGUUGACAAGUUAAAAAUAACGUUUAGGAUGUGAAAGACCGCAGAGCUAUAAAAACCAGCUUCUUAAUAAGAGUAAUAAGAUGAUAUCUGAAACGUGGAAUCAAACAAGUUACUGUAAUCCCCUCUGGUUUAGGCAGGUUGAACUUCGCAUUAUAAACUAGGAAUGGAUAUGUUUAUUUGAUAUACGUGCUUGAUUUCUUUUCCUCUACAUUGUGUUCACAAUUUUUAUCAUAUAGACCGAACUAUUGAAGAACGCGUUAUGAGAUAACGUGUCAAAUUUUAUAAUGUCAUAUUUCUGCUUCCUUGGGGCGUGUUUGGGUUUACGUUGACUUUUAAAUAUGGAUAAUGAUAUUUGAUAAUAUGUUUUUGACAAUAUUUUAAUACUAUAUAUGUGUUAUU
This is a messenger RNA of Vigna radiata var. radiata (mung bean), 2526 nucleotides long. Its product is annotated as LEAF RUST 10 DISEASE-RESISTANCE LOCUS RECEPTOR-LIKE PROTEIN KINASE-like 2.1. Gene Ontology annotation, molecular function: polysaccharide binding. The transcript has a single exon. The record is from RefSeq and is a predicted model, not a curated record. Lineage: Eukaryota; Viridiplantae; Streptophyta; Magnoliopsida; Fabales; Fabaceae. The coding region runs from base 1285 to 2109 and encodes 274 amino acids.